AUGGCUUUACGUACGUACGGUGACAAACCAAUAAGUUUUCAAGUUGAAGAAAAUGGAGAGUAUUAUUGUAUUGGGUCGGAAGUCGGUAAUUACUUGCGACUUUUUCGCGGGUCAUUAUAUAAACGUUACCCUGGAAUGUACCGGAGAUCUAUAACUAAUGAGGAGCGAAAAAAAUUAGUUGAAUUGGGAUUGAGUCAGCAUGUACUGGCAUCAAGUGUUUCUUUGUUGAGAGCGAGUGAAGUUGAAGACAUUAUUGAGGGUAACGAUGAGAAAUAUAAAGCUGUUUCGGUUCACUCCACUGAACUUCCAGCACCACGAGAAGGAAAAACUAAAAAAUCAAUGGCUUGGGUACCUAGUUUGCCAAAUAGUUCUCACUUGGACGCAGUACCUCAAGCAACUCCGAUCAAUCGCAAUAGAGUUCACAAUAAAAAAGUUAGAACUUUUCCACUGUGCUUUGAUGAUACCGACCCAUCAGUUAAUCUUGAGAAUGCUCUCCAGCAAGAAAUGCUUGUUCCUAUUCGUUUAGAUAUGGAAAUUGAAGGACAAAAACUUCGUGAUACAUUCACGUGGAAUAAAAAUGAAAGCUUAAUAACUCCAGAGCAAUUUGCAGAAGUUUUAUGCGAUGAUUUAGACUUAAACCCUUUGACAUUUGUACCAGCAAUAGCACAAGCAAUUAGACAACAGAUUGAUGCAUUCCCUCAGGAAACUAUUUUAGAUGACCAGUGCGAUCAACGUGUAAUCAUUAAAUUAAACAUUCAUGUGGGUAAUACAUCGCUAGUUGAUCAAGUUGAGUGGGACAUGUCGGAAAAGGAAAAUAAUCCUGAAAAAUUUGCUAUGAAACUUUGCGCUGAGGGACAAUUAUCUUGGCAUCAAAGAACUUAUGCUUUCUCUGAAGCUCCAUUACCCACAGUUGAAGUUCCGUUUAGACCACCUUCUGAAGCGGAUCAAUGGGCACCAUUCUUAGAAACACUUACCGAUGCUGAAAUGGAAAAGAAAAUACGUGAUCAGGACAGAAAUACUCGGCGUAUGCGACGACUGGCCAAUACUACACCAGGAUGGUAA
Molecule: messenger RNA, 1062 nt
Organism: Cotesia congregata
Lineage: Eukaryota; Metazoa; Arthropoda; Insecta; Hymenoptera; Braconidae
Source: the annotation of a GenBank genome assembly